AUGAAUGAUGAGAAAAAAAAUGCAAGUUCUGUAGACUUCUUUACUCUACUUGGAUUUUCUAAUUGGCCUCAUCUGGAAGCAGUUCUCUUUGUGGUUAUCUUGAUCUUCUACUUGAUGACACUGAUAGGAAACCUGUUCAUCACCAUCCUGUCAUACCUGGACUCCCAUCUCCACACUCCCAUGUACUUCUUCCUUUCAGACCUUUCAUUUCUGGAUCUGUGCUACACCACUAGCUCUAUCCCUCAGUUGCUGGUCAAUCUCUGGGACCCAGAAAAGACCAUCUCUUAUGCUGGCUGCAUGAUUCAACUUUACUUUGUUCUUGCACUGGGAACCACAGAGUGUGUCCUAUUGGUGGUGAUGUCCUAUGACCAUUAUGCAGCUGUGUGUAGACCUUUGCAUUACACUGUUCUCAUGCACCCUCAUUUCUGCUUGUUGGCUGUGGCUUCUUGGGUAAGUGGUUUUACUACGUCAGCGCUUCAAUCCUCCUACUUCUGGGUACCCCUGUGUGGACAUCAUCAAGUGGGUCACUUCUGUGAAGUUGCAGCACUUCUGUGAUUAUCAUGUGUUGAUACCCAUGCAAAUGAGCUGACCCUCAUGGUCACGAGUUCCAUUUUUGUUCUCAUACCUCUCAUCCUCAUUCUCACUUCCUAUGGUGCCGUUGCCCGGGCUGUACUGAGGUUGCAGUCAACUACUGGGCUUCAGAACGUGUUUAGGACAUGUGGAGCCCAUCUUAGGGUUGUAUCUCUCUUUUUCAUUCCGGCCAAGUGCAUAUAUCUCCAGCCACCAUCAGAAAAUUCUCCUGAUUGAGGCAAGUUUAUCGCUGUCUUUUAUACAGUAGUCACACCUAGUCUUAACCCUCUAAUCUAGACUCUGAGAAACAAGGAUGUAAGAGGAGCAGUGAAGAUACUAAUGGGGUGGGAGUGAUCCUUUCUACAUGUGAUAUUAACAGUAUAAUGGAAUAUCUCCUCACAAUGAUUCAUCCAUCUCUUUAUUUAUCAACCAUUCUUUUAUUUAUUCACUGUGAGCACUUGCUGAGCAUGUACUUUAACAAGGUCAUGGAGUGCCUGGUAACAGGUAUAAAUAAAACACAGUAAGCAUAAAUACCAUUCACUUGUGGAGAAAACAGCUAUGUAAAAUCGAAGGAAAACAUCUAUAGCAAUGUUUUUCCAUGGCACAAACCUAAUGAAUCCAAGACAGACUUUUCCUGAUUGAAAAUAGCAUGAAAUUUGUUGUAAAUCUUGAUAAAAGCAGAGUUAUAAUUCCUAGGAAAAGAUAAUACUUUUAUUUUUUUAAAUCUCUAGAACAUGUCUUUAAUUUCUUGCCUUUUAGGCAGAAUGCUUUUGACUUCUAUCUUUAGUUAAAUACACAGCAAAAUACUUUAAAUCUUUUUCUCCAACACCGCUUGUUCUUUGUUGGAUAGUAAAUUUUGAGAGGAAUUUUGGUCCAUAUUCUUUCAUAUCCAGUAUCAAUCGUAAGAUAAUAAGUUUUAUGAAUUGUAUCAAGAGAGGCUUUGAAGCAGUGUAGAAGUUGGCAUUUGAGAUCCCUCUUUCUUGCAAGGCAGUGAGAAGCAUAUAGGAAGUGACAAGAGCUGGUAAAGCUGAGCUGUGUGUUUCAUAAAGGAAUGGUCAUCACAGGCGAGGCAUACUUAGGUGAAGUAAGUGAUUGGAGCAACUGCAUAACCUAAGGAUCUAUGGAGAACAUUUGAGGCAAAUAGAGAGCUAGGCUCUGAAAAUGACUUCAAGCCAAGGGAUGUAUG
Callithrix jacchus (white-tufted-ear marmoset) is the source of this 1756-nucleotide messenger RNA. RefSeq names its product olfactory receptor 2J3. Gene Ontology annotation, biological process: G protein-coupled receptor signaling pathway. Gene Ontology annotation, molecular function: olfactory receptor activity; G protein-coupled receptor activity. The record is from RefSeq and is a predicted model, not a curated record. Gene Ontology annotation, cellular component: membrane. NCBI's taxonomy places the organism in Eukaryota, Metazoa, Chordata, Mammalia, Primates, Cebidae.